AUGAAGAAUUAUGCACUUUGUGGUCCACCAAGAUUGCUAGUCCCACCUUGCAAAAAUGACAUCCGCAAAAAUUCCAAGAUGGGUGUAUUGCAUGAUUUAAGAAGAAUUUCACAUGACGAACUUUCACGGGCAACUAGUGGAUUUGAGGAGCACAAUAUGCUUGGUUCAGGAAGUUUUGGAUAUGUAUAUAAAGGGAGGCUUUCGGAUGGAAUGGAAGUUGCAACAAAAGUUUUCAAUUUGCAAAUAGAAGGAGCAUUUAGGAGUUUUGACAUUGAAUGUGAAGCUAUGCGUAACAUAGUUCAUCGUAAUCUUGUCAAGGUCAUUACUUGCUGCUCCAAUGUUGACUUCAAAGCCUUGGUGCUUGAUUUCAUGUCUAAUGGAAAUCUUGAGAAAUGGUUACAUUCAAACAGUUGUUUCCUUGAUAUCAUACAAAGGAUCAACAUAAUGGUAGAUGUUGCGGCUGCUCUAGAAUAUCUCCACACUGGACAUCCAACACCUAUAAUUCAUUGUGACCUAAAACCAAGCAAUAUUCUACUAGAUGAAGACAUGGUUGCUCAUGUGGGAGAUUUUGGCAUUGCGAAAUUGUUGGGAGAAGGUGAUGUAGUGAAGCAAACCAUGACUCUUGCAACUAUUAGUUAUAUGGCACCAGAAUUUGGAUCAACGGGAAUUGUUUCUAUAAAAUGUGACAUCUAUAGUUAUGGAAUUGUCCUCAUAGAAACUUUCACUAGGAAAAAGCCAACAGAUGAAAUUUUUGGUGAUGAAAUGACCAUAAGGCAUUGGGUGAAAAGAUUAUUAUCUGAAGGAAUGAUAGACAUUGUGGAUGCUGAUUUAUUAAGAAGAGAGGAUGAGAAUUUUGUUAUUAAAGCAAAUUGUAUUUCUUCUAUCAUGGAGUUAGCUUUGGAUUGUUCAGCUGAGUUGCCAGAAGAAAGAAAAGAUAUGAAGGAUGUUGUGGUUGAGCUAAAAAAGAUCAAACAAAGGUUUCUAAACAUCAUCGAACGAUGAGUAUGCUUGUGGUUAUUAACUUACUCUUGGAUCUCUUUGCAAGUCUCUCAACAGCAGAAGUAGUAGCAGAAGCAGACCCUUCCAACAAUUUCACUCUAUGAUAGCAUUGGGGGAUUAAGUUAUUUCUGUGUUAGACUGAUUAUUUGUCUACUUAGUUGCUUGUGUUAGUUAAUUUUCAUGUUCUUUUAUCUUUUCUUGGGAUUUCAACAUUGUUGUACUUCUAUAUUUGGAUUUUUCCUUGCUUUCUUUUCUGUAAAAUGUGUUUUUACUUUUGUACCAAAAAGGAGUUUUAAGGUAUGCAUUUCAAUUUCAUUUACUUGUUAAAUUAUUUGUUAUCUUGUCAUUGGCGUUAAAAGUUUUUGAGGUAUCGAACCCCAGAAGGUGAGUUAAAGCAAUUGAAUCGUAUUGUAACAUGGCUGACAAGUCAAAGGCGCCAAGCUAAGAACAAGAGAGGCCUCCUAAAACCUAUCCAUGGGUUCCAUGCUGAGCCUUGUAACAUUUGAAACAUUGCUUGGUAGAGAAGCCUAAAUGAUGAGGAAGCUGGUUUACUUUUAGUCAAGUAUAAGAUCACAGUGGUCUUGGUUGAGCUUCCUUGCCUCUUCAGUGCUUAAUCAAGGGGAAAAAAGGGAGAUUAAUAAGAAGAAUGGAACCCAUCAUUCCUUAUUGUCAAUGGGGCUAUCAAAGUUCCACAAAUUUUGCUACUUUUCUAAUGUCAAAGAGCCAUGUUACCAAUAGUAUUGCAUGAAUAUUUCCAAGAAAUGCUGAAUAUAGUGGAAGAAGUGCAAUGGUCUGAGAAGCCUUGGCAAGUUCAUCCAAUGCUCAACUUAAUCUGUACUGAAGCUGGAAGUCUUGAAGAUACACAGUUCAUUGUCAAAGCAAAUUGGCUAUGGAGUUGGCUUUUAAUUGUAAAAAUAUGAAGGAUGCUCAAAAAAUUCUUACUUGUAAAAGUAAACCUG
Gossypium raimondii (Peruvian cotton) is the source of this 1958-nucleotide messenger RNA. Its product is annotated as receptor kinase-like protein Xa21. The transcript has 7 exons. The coding region runs from base 1 to 1002 and encodes 333 amino acids. The record is from RefSeq and is a predicted model, not a curated record. Gene Ontology annotation, molecular function: ATP binding; protein kinase activity. Gene Ontology annotation, biological process: protein phosphorylation. NCBI's taxonomy places the organism in Eukaryota, Viridiplantae, Streptophyta, Magnoliopsida, Malvales, Malvaceae.